Messenger RNA from Rhododendron vialii, 1954 nucleotides. Its product is annotated as bZIP transcription factor 16-like. Gene Ontology annotation, cellular component: nucleus. The transcript has 13 exons. The record is from RefSeq and is a predicted model, not a curated record. NCBI's taxonomy places the organism in Eukaryota, Viridiplantae, Streptophyta, Magnoliopsida, Ericales, Ericaceae. The coding region runs from base 350 to 1528 and encodes 392 amino acids. Gene Ontology annotation, molecular function: DNA-binding transcription factor activity; sequence-specific DNA binding. Gene Ontology annotation, biological process: regulation of DNA-templated transcription.
AUCAUACAAUUGUCCAUCCAGUCAUCGAAAUCAGCCAGCAAAGCUCAAACGCACCAUCGCGGAAGAGAGAGACAGAGAGACAACGCAGCAGAUUUGGGUUUUCUUUUUUGUCUCCUGCUUUCUGCAAAUCCUCUAAACAGUGAUUAUCGUCGAUCACUGUUCACAUACCCUCAAUCAAACUCUGAUAAUCGAUCCCUCUUUACCCUCACUUUCUCCCUGAAUCACCGCAUUUUAGAUUUCCUCCUCAAAUUUGCCCUAGAAUUUGUUGGCUGAUUGAUAGGCACUGAGUUGACUUGCUCGAGUUGCGGAUGGUUUUGGGGAAUUCUUGAGGUGUUGGUGCAGUUGAUUCAUGGGUAGUAGUGAGAUGGACAAACCUGCAAAGGAGGCAAAGGAGCCGAAGACACCUACCCCUACCCCACAGGAGCAGUCUUCAUCUACACCCACUGGCACGCCGACUCCAGACUGGUCUGGUUUUCAGGCAUAUUCUCCAAUGCCUCCACAUGGGUACUUGGCAUCGAGCCCUCAAGCUCACCCCUACAUGUGGGGAGUUCAGCACAUCAUGCCACCCUAUGGUACACCACCUCAUCCGUAUGUUGCUAUGUAUCCUCAUGGUGGUAUUUAUGCUCAUCCGUCUAUGCCUCCGGGAUCUUAUCCUUUUAGUCCUUUUGCUAUGCCUUCCCCUAAUGGCAUCGCUGAAGCUUCUGGCAAUACGCCUAGCAGCAUGGAAGCAGAUGGGAAGUUGCCUGAGGGGAAGGAAAAACUACCGAUCAAAAGAUCUAAGGGAAGUUUGGGCAGUCUUAAUAUGAUUACAGGAAAAAAUAAUGAACCUGGUAAAACCUCAGGAGCAUCUGCUAAUGGAGUCUCUUCCAAAAGUGCUGAAAGUGCAAGUGAAGGUUCAAGUGAAGGAAGUGAUGCAAGUUCUCAAAAUGACUCACAAACGAAGCCUUCGGAAGCUGAAGCAUGUCGAAAUGGUGUAGCUACGCGUGGUUCUCAGAAUGGAGGACCAACUACACUUCCAACCAUGGUUAAUCAAUCAAUGGCAAUUAUGCCAAUGCCAGCUGUAGGUGCUCCAGGUGGUGUCCCUGGUCCCACCACAAACUUAAAUAUUGGUAUGGAUUACUGGGGUACUGCAACUCCUCCUACCCUCCCUGCACUGCAUGGGAAGGCAACUCCUGCUCCAGUUGCAGGGGGGAUGGUCACUGCUGGAUCUCGUGACAGCCUUCAAUCACAGCUGUGGCUACAGGAUGAAAGAGAACUUAAAAAACAGAGAAGGAAGCAGUCCAACAGAGAAUCUGCUCGUCGAUCCAGGUUACGAAAACAGGCGGAAUGUGACGAGUUAGCUCAGCGUGCUGAAGCUUUGAAUGAAGAAAAUGCCUCACUUAGGUCAGAAUUGAGUCGCAUCAGGAAUGAGUAUGAUCAGCUUCUCGCACAGAAUGCUUCUCUGAAGGAGAGACUUGGGGAAGAAGUUCCUGGGCAAGAAGAUGACCAACCUGUUGGGAACGACACGCAACAGACUGGGCAAACAUAACUUAAGCAGAGUGGUCAAUGAGGAUCCCUGCUGCCGCACUGCGGAGUGAUUUGUAGGGAAUUAUGCUAACCAAUUAGUAACAGGAUGACCGUAAUUUACAUAGUUAAUGUAGUUUAAGAUAAUGUAAACCCUGACCUUUUUAGUCUCAGGAUCUACUCAUCUAAUUGUAUCCGUCUCCUAGGGCCGGCCAUUGUUUAAGGUCGAAAGUCCUACGUGCAUGUCGAGUCUAAAGUCUGUCAUUUGUCUCGGGAUUAUGUAUUAAGUUAGGGUUGAUGGUUAUGUGUACACCGGGAGAGUCAAUAAACCUUGAAUUUGUUAUACUUCCUGUGAAUUUAGUUGUCUCUGUAUACGGUUUGUGUGUUGGUGAUGAUGGCGUAUUGAAUAUUGCAGUUCGAAAUAUCUUAUUCAAAGUUCUUGUACGAGAAA